UUACCGACCGAAAAACUCGUUGCUGCUCGUGUAUUAUGGCCAUAUCUUAACUCAAUAAUAAUUAAAUAUUUCAUAUUUCAUCAUAUAAAUUAUCGCGUCACCAUCGCGCAAGAUAUAAUUGAUAUUAUGGACAAUGAGGAAAUGCCCAAAAUUGAUCUCAGCAAAGGCAAGUCAAAGUUGUCAACAGUAGACCGUCAUUUUAUGGAGAAACUUGAGAAAUUAAAUAUAGAACGUGCAAUUCGUAUGAAAGGGAUUCGUAGAGCAAAUCGUUAUACUGGAUGCGGAUUAUUUGCUGGAGUUAUUGCUAUUUAUACUUACACUAUUUUUGCUGUCAAACAAGAAACAUUUUUGGAUGACUUUGAAAUACCAGAAACUAUUUCAACUGAGGAAGCUUAGUUACGAUAUAUUUUAAUAUCUAGCUCAUUAUUGUUUUUUUUUAUUUUUAAUAUUACUGUUAAUUAAAUUAAUAUUUUAAAU
Microplitis demolitor is the source of this 477-nucleotide messenger RNA. RefSeq names its product cytochrome c oxidase assembly factor 3, mitochondrial (gene Ccdc56). The transcript is spliced from 2 exons. NCBI's taxonomy places the organism in Eukaryota, Metazoa, Arthropoda, Insecta, Hymenoptera, Braconidae. Gene Ontology annotation, biological process: mitochondrial respiratory chain complex IV assembly. The record is from RefSeq and is a predicted model, not a curated record. Gene Ontology annotation, cellular component: mitochondrial inner membrane. The coding region runs from base 127 to 396 and encodes 89 amino acids.